AGACGCAUGUAAACAAUUUGUGUUUUGCUUCUCUAGAGUUUUUUAGUUUCAAGUCAAAAUGGGUGAACGCAAAGGACAAAAUAAAUAUUAUCCGCCUGACUAUGAUCCAAAAAAGGGCGGACUCAAUAAAUUUCGCGGCACACAUGCGCUGCGGGAGCGUGCACGCAAAAUCCACCUGGGCAUCAUCAUCAUCCGCUUUGAGAUGCCCUACAAUAUCUGGUGCGAUGGCUGUAAGAAUCACAUUGGCAUGGGCGUGCGCUACAAUGCAGAGAAGACGAAGGUGGGCAUGUACUACACAACGCCCAUCUACAAAUUUCGCAUGAAAUGCCAUUUGUGCGACAAUCACUUCGAGAUCCAAACGGAUCCUGGAAAUCUGGAUUAUGUGAUACUAUCGGGCGCACGACGGCAAGAAAAUCGCUGGGAUCCGUUGCAGAACGAACAGGUGGUGCCCGAAACCAAAGAGGUGCAGAAGCGGCUCUUCGAUGAUGCCAUGUACAAGCUGGAGCAUCAGGCCAAGGAUGUCCAGGCGGCUGUGAAUGCAAAGCCAAUGCUCCAGAAGAUCGUUGAACGCAACCAAAGCGUCUGGGAUGACAACUAUGUGGCCAACUACAAGUUGCGUGCCACAUUUCGGGAGCAAAAGAAGGAGCUGAAAGGACAGCAGGAAAUCGAUCGACAGCUUCUGGCGAAGAGCAGCCUGGACAUAGCUUUGCUGCCAGAGACCCAACAAGAUCGUGAUAUGGCCGCUCUGAUGAAGUUGCAGACGCGCAGCGCUUUAGAGCGUGAGUCGGAGCAGCGUCUGGAUUUGCUGAUGAGACCAGCGUUGCCAGGUGCGACGAGCACAACCUUUGGUGGCUUGAAGCGGCAAAAAGCGCUGAGCACACAACUGCAACUACAGGAUUUGGGCAUCAAGCGGAAGGAAAAGUCGAAGUUGACGGGGACAACAGGUGGAGAAGUAGAAUCAAAUAGAAAAGCAGGAUUUAAAGAAGCAACUGAUGCAAAGGCAGCAAGAGAGCCAACGACUGCAACAAUGGAAACGAAAGAGGCGACAGAAGCAGAAACUGGAACGAAUGAAACGAUUGGAAUGCGGACUACUUCAGCAAAUGGGAGAGCCAGCUCAGAAGCAGGUACAGCCAGUUUACCAACUGGAGCAGGCGACAAAGGAGAAACGGCAGCAAUUGCAAAUGAAUGUGGCACAUCCACUCAACCCCUAGAAGUAGCACCUAGCGCACUCAGCCUGGUCUGCGGUUAUGCCAGUUCCAAUGGCAACAGUUCAGUUCAACAGAUUCAAAUGAUUAACAAAAAGCUGCAUUAAGCCGCACACAAGAAAUUGAA
Molecule: messenger RNA, 1332 nt
Organism: Drosophila arizonae
Lineage: Eukaryota; Metazoa; Arthropoda; Insecta; Diptera; Drosophilidae
Product: coiled-coil domain-containing protein 130 homolog
Biological process (GO): mRNA splicing, via spliceosome
Cellular component (GO): post-mRNA release spliceosomal complex; U2-type spliceosomal complex
Source: RefSeq, a predicted model, not a curated record